CCAUCCUAACCAUCACGAUACCACUAAUUUAUGGUGACUUGUUAUAGUUUAUGGUGCGGAUUAUUUGCAGUUCAGAAAACGAUGCACAAUUUGAUUUUUCUUGUCGCUGUUUGGAAAUUGUUGAGUUUUCUACAUUGCGUCGGAGCUGAAGAGAAUUCGUAUGCUUUUGAAUACGUAAUUAAUUCUGGAGGAGUUUUGAGCCAGCAAACCGAACACGGACACAACGACAUUGUAGCUGGCUACUACAGUUUUCUUCAACCAGAUGGGAAAAUUCGGGUUGUUCGAUACAAAGCUGAUCCGGAACGGGGAUUUAGAGUUUAUGUGAAAUACCGCAGAUUGUCUCAAGCUGUUCUGGGGCCAUUGAGAUUUCCUAAAGACUUCCAACAUCCAGUGGUUUUUGCAAAACCUGCUGUUGUUCUACCGACUCAUCUUGGAACUCGGGGUUACAAGCAGAAACAUUUUUACAAAUGAAGACUGAUU
Molecule: messenger RNA, 480 nt
Organism: Dendroctonus ponderosae (mountain pine beetle)
Lineage: Eukaryota; Metazoa; Arthropoda; Insecta; Coleoptera; Curculionidae
Product: cuticle protein 7
Exons: 4
Coding region: 31-471 (146 amino acids)
Cellular component (GO): extracellular matrix
Source: RefSeq, a predicted model, not a curated record